Pristis pectinata (smalltooth sawfish) is the source of this 1302-nucleotide messenger RNA. It is a transcript of the gene nipsnap3a, whose product is annotated as nipsnap homolog 3A (C. elegans). Gene Ontology annotation, cellular component: mitochondrion. Bases 213 to 1079 code for a protein of 288 amino acids. The transcript is spliced from 7 exons. The record is from RefSeq and is a predicted model, not a curated record. NCBI's taxonomy places the organism in Eukaryota, Metazoa, Chordata, Chondrichthyes, Rhinopristiformes, Pristidae.
ACGUGCGUGCGGGGCAGUGUAGCUUCCGUUUACAAACUUAGGGGAGGGGGGUGUUACGCUGCUUUCAGGCUGUCAUCGUCUUGAAGUUCGGGAGGUGGGGGAGCCGUGCGGCUUGUCCCGGCGGUCACAAGAGUUGAGCCCAGUGUUUCAACGUUCCACAGCACUGUCACAACAUUCGCCCGCUGACUCUUCGCCUUCCAUUCGCCAGGGUCAUGUACAGCCUCGGCAGUAGGCUAGGCCAAGUCCGGGCAGCCAGAGCCUACUCCCUCUUCCCUGGACUACAGGAUAAGUUACUCCAAGUUGCAUGCAGUGAAGCACGUCAGCAGUUCGGGUGGUGGAACAGUGGAGUCGAGCCAGCUGCGCGUAGCAUUUCCCGGGAAUCCAAGCGCUGGGUCCACAGAUUUGUAGGAAUGUCCACAGGACCCCAGCAGCAACAUUGCACUUUUUAUGAAUUCCGCACCUAUACCUUACAGCCAGGGAAGAUGGCUGACUUUUUGAAGCUUACGGGUGAUAAUAUUGAACUGCGUACUGCCCAUUCGGAGCUUGUUGGCUACUGGUCUGUGGAGUUGGGGGCUCUGAAUGAAGUCUUUCAUAUUUGGAAAUACGGUAGCUACAAGGAACGGACUGCAGUGCGAGAAGCUCUGGCAAAAGAGAAAGAUUGGCAAGAGAAUUAUAUUUCAAAAAUGGCGCCAAUGGUCAUCAAGCAAACCAAUGAAGUUGCCUACCUGGUACCUUGGGCACAGAUAUGUACAGCUUCAAAACCAGGUGUAUAUGAAUUGGUAAGCUAUCAGAUGGUGCCAGGUGGGCCUGCUGUGUGGGGGAAAGCCUUCCAGAAAGCUGUGAGUGCGCACGACCACGUUGGAUAUUGCAAAUUAAUUGGGGUAUUCCACAGUGAAUUUGGCAAACUCAACAGAGUCCAUGCCCUCUGGUGGUAUGAGGACUGUGAUGCACGAGCAGCUGGAAGGCGCAGGGCUCAUGAGGACGUCAGGGUGGUGGCAGCAGUGAGGGAUAGUGUGACAUACCUGAUGAGCCAGAGUAACAAACUCCUAAUUCCUACACCUUUCUCGCCUCUGAAAUGAUUCCACACACUGAAAAUAGAUCCUUGUUUUCUUCUGACUGAUGCUUGUUAUUCAAGUCAACCUACCGAUUUCUAGAGCCUUGCUAUGAGACAUGUUGAUGAAUGCUUUGCUUAAACGUUGAUUUUAACUUAUACUCUUAAAUAGGUGUGUACUGGUAAGAUUAAAGAUCAAUUUUAAUUUGUUGUUCUAUGAAACCUUUUGCAUUUUCAAUCAUUAAAAUUCC